This is a messenger RNA of Vigna umbellata (rice bean), 1661 nucleotides long. Lineage: Eukaryota; Viridiplantae; Streptophyta; Magnoliopsida; Fabales; Fabaceae. The record is from RefSeq and is a predicted model, not a curated record.
CUUCAAAUCAUUGCAACUUCAAUUUAAUUUUUGUCUCACCCUCAAAGAACACAACAUAUAUAGUGGCAAAGUAUUAUAUGCUCUUAACAAUGCAGAUUCUUCAAUGGGUCUCUAAAGGGCAAAAUGAUCAUCAAAUAGGGAGGAGCAGCAACUGGAAAACAAUGAUAAGAGAUAAAAAGGGUAAAGGAAAAAAUAUGAUUACACUUAGAGGAGCAAAGGGAAUCGAAGGUAGAAAGCUUCGGAGCAAGAACUUGAAGCUGUUUAUUUUUAUCUGUGGAAAAGACAUUCCAAAGGCUUGUUUUUACAGAAACACCUACAUACACAGAAAAAGAAACUUGAACAGAAGAAGGAGUUUCAUCCUGAAUAUGAAGAGAGAAGAAGAUUUUGCUAUUCAUGUAGGAAACAAGGUUUUGCCUAUAUCAGAUGAAUCAUUCUCGAAAACAACUAAAACAAUUGAAAAUUAUUGUUUCAAUGCUGAAGCAAAGGAUCCAACUGAAGGUAAUGGGAGAAAGAAGCCCAUUUCAAGAAUGAAAGAGCUACUCAGAAGAGUUGCUUCAACAAAAGAAGACAAAAUAGAAGAAUUCUAUGAACAUAAGGUUUUACAGUAUAGAAGAGAAGGAAACGUAGGAGCAUUUGCAGAAGAAGAUCGAGGAAGCUGUGAAUCACCAAAGAUCAGUUUCACGUGGGAUGUGGAUAUUUCAUCUGUUCUCUCACUAGCUACUUUGUCUCAGAAUGUUCAAACCAACAUUUCAAAUUCACAAAUUUACAUCCCUCGCAAUAACACUUGCAGAAAAGAAAACUGGAUCACCACAGAUUCUGAAUGUAAGCCAACUUGUUUUUACUUUACCAAUCUUUUUUCAGCACCUUCUAAGAGAAUACAAGUUUAUAAUAAACUUUAUAAAAAGGGUAAAGGAAAAAAUAUGAUUACACUUAGAGGAGCAAAGGGAAUCGAAGGUAGAAAGCUUCGGAGCAAGAACUUGAAGCUGUUUAUUUUUAUCUGUGGAAAAGACAUUCCAAAGGCUUGUUUUUACAGAAACACCUACAUACACAGAAAAAGAAACUUGAACAGAAGAAGGAGUUUCAUCCUGAAUAUGAAGAGAGAAGAAGAUUUUGCUAUUCAUGUAGGAAACAAGGUUUUGCCUAUAUCAGAUGAAUCAUUCUCGAAAACAACUAAAACAAUUGAAAAUUAUUGUUUCAAUGCUGAAGCAAAGGAUCCAACUGAAGGUAAUGGGAGAAAGAAGCCCAUUUCAAGAAUGAAAGAGCUACUCAGAAGAGUUGCUUCAACAAAAGAAGACAAAAUAGAAGAAUUCUAUGAACAUAAGGUUUUACAGUAUAGAAGAGAAGGAAACGUAGGAGCAUUUGCAGAAGAAGAUCGAGGAAGCUGUGAAUCACCAAAGAUCAGUUUCACGUGGGAUGUGGAUAUUUCAUCUGUUCUCUCACUAGCUACUUUGUCUCAGAAUGUUCAAACCAACAUUUCAAAUUCACAAAUUUACAUCCCUCGCAAUAACACUUGCAGAAAAGAAAACUGGAUCACCACAGAUUCUGAAUGUAAGCCAACUUGUUUUUACUUUACCAAUCUUUUUUCAGCACCUUCUAAGAGAAUACAAGUUUAUAAUAAACUUUGUUGGAAAUAUCAUGUCCCAAUUAUCACUAAAUUAUGA